This is a messenger RNA of Raphanus sativus (radish), 2109 nucleotides long. RefSeq names its product PHD finger protein EHD3. The transcript has 5 exons. The coding region runs from base 385 to 1875 and encodes 496 amino acids. NCBI's taxonomy places the organism in Eukaryota, Viridiplantae, Streptophyta, Magnoliopsida, Brassicales, Brassicaceae. The record is from RefSeq and is a predicted model, not a curated record.
AACUGUUGGACGGACGACGUUAACCACGUUUCAAUCUACCUCCACGUGUCAGUUUUCACGUCAAAGAAUACCGGUUUCAACCGGUGUGAUGAGAUCCAAGGUCACACCGGUUUAGAGAAAAGAGGAGAGGAGACGCGUCCCAAGUUUUAAAAAUGGUUCGAAGAUAAGAGAGAGAGAGAGAGAGACGCCGUGUGGAGAGAAACGAUUUUGUCUUUUUCUUCCGCAGAGCCACCAGCGAUUCUCCGGCGAAGCGAUUGAAAAAAAAAAAAAUCGAACCUUUCGCAACUUUCUAGGGUUUUCUCCAUUCGUCGUCUUCUUCACCAAUUCGGAUGAAACCCUAGAUCAUCCAGAGUGUGAGAGGGAUCUGAACUUUGCGUUUUUAAGAUGAUUCUGGAUGAGGUGACGAGCAAUGGUGAUGGUAUAGAGAGUAAUCAGCCUAAUGGUACUCUGAAUCGUUGCGGUGUAAGAGGGGGUGGUAUGGCUAAUGCAAGUUGUAGAGAUAACAACAAGCGGAGAAGGCUUGAGAGCUCGGUUUCUGGGGUGGAUGAGGUGAUUUCUACGGAUGGUCUCUCAGGAAGAAGCCGGGAGUCUGUCGCUUGUGAAUUAAAUGAUCGAAGUCUCAGCGGAGGAGCUCUUCUUAAUGGUGGACUCCCUGAUCUUUCAAAUCCAGAUGAACCAGCCACCGAACCACCCAAGUAUGAGACCGUGACAGCCGGUUGCCAGAAUGUUCUGGCUCAAGUUUUAGCUUCGAAGGAGUUUGCUUCCCUCAGUAAGUUGCUUUCCGAGAACCUUCAAGGGGUCAAGGUUGAAGACCUUUCGUGCAGAACUCUGAUUGACACCAGGAUGCAAGAGGGUGCUUAUGAAGGUUCACCUGUCCUCUUCUCAACCGAUCUCCAAGAGGUAUGGAAAAAAAUACAGGAUGUUGGUAAAGAUAUGGCUGUUCUUGCUGGUAGUCUCUUAGAGCUUUCUAAGACCUCCUGUACCGAACAGUUGAAGCAGUUCAACACUUUGGAAUCUAAGCCUCACUUGAAUGUAGAUAUCACCAGAAACGACAGUGUUGAUGACGUUUGCAAGCUAUGUGGAGAGAAGGCAGUGGUAAGCGAAUGUUUAGCAUGUGACCACUGUGAAGAUAUGUACCAUGUCUCAUGCGCGCGUCCCGGUGAGAAAGAGAUGUCUUCAGACAGUUGGUAUUGCCUAAACUGCACAUCUGAUGGAUUAGGAUGGCCUCACGAGAACUGCGUAGUGUGCGAGAAAAAGAAAAACAAAAAGCUGAUGAUAAAGACAGAUAACGGAUGUGUUGAUGGAACGAGUACAGAAGAGAAUGCAAGAAGCUGCAACAUGAAUCAAGGAGGUGAGGAGAAGAUAGAUUCUGAAGAACUCUGUAGGACCUGUGGAACAAAAGUGGAGAAAGGCGGCGGCGAUGACAGGUUCAUCACAUGUGAUCACCCUUUCUGCCCACACAAGUAUUACCACAUCUGGUGUCUGACUUCAAAGCAGAUAAAGAUACACAAUGUUCGUUGGUACUGCUCCUCGUGCCUAUGCAGAAACUGCUUAACCGACAAGGAUGAUGAUAAGAUUGUCUUGUGCGACGGGUGUGAUGAUGCUUACCACAUUUAUUGCAUGAAACCUCCAUGUGCAUCGGUUCCGGAAGGAGAAUGGUUUUGCACUACUUGCAAAGUUGCUAUCCAGAAAGUGCGCAAAAUUCGAAAUGUGGUUGAUAAGAAGGUGGGGGCUUUGCAGAAGCAAAAAGGGAAGAUGAGCGAGAGCAAAACGGGAAGUAAAGGCAAUGGAGGGUUGGAUAAUAGCGUAGGAGGAAUGGAUAUGCUACUAAACGCAGCUGACACAUUGAAAGAUCAAGAACAGAUGACUUCAUAAUCCAUUAAACGAAGGAUUGGUUCAGAAAAAAAAACAGGCAGACUCUAUACAUUUCUUGUCUCUAAAAAACAAUUUUUCUUUUGUUCAUCUUCCCUAACGUUUCAAAGCAAGACGGGGGUUUCUAAAGACCACAUUUUAGGAUUAAUUUCUUUAGUCAAAUGUCUAUUGUGAUGGUGAUUUUGCAGUCUGUAGUGUACUAGUUCUUGACCGAAGAUAUUUUGCUAGUUUUAUAAA